Messenger RNA from Prunus persica (peach), 3880 nucleotides. RefSeq names its product methionine aminopeptidase 1D, chloroplastic/mitochondrial. The transcript is spliced from 3 exons. NCBI's taxonomy places the organism in Eukaryota, Viridiplantae, Streptophyta, Magnoliopsida, Rosales, Rosaceae. Gene Ontology annotation, molecular function: protein binding; metalloaminopeptidase activity; RNA binding. Gene Ontology annotation, biological process: proteolysis; RNA modification. The record is from RefSeq and is a predicted model, not a curated record. Bases 881 to 2980 code for a protein of 699 amino acids.
UUAACCGUAUAUGCAUAUAAGGUCUAUAUAUUAUAGAUCAACGUCUAUGAAUCAAUCAGGUCUAAUUUUUUUUUUUUAAAAUAGUAUAGUCGUGUGGCUAUACUCAUUUUGACACGUGGUACCUUAUCGCUAGGCCGUGCCUUUUUUUUUUAAGUGUCACUAUUUCCACCCACUUGUCAUAUUUUUUGACCCACUUUAUCUCCCUACCUCCUACCAUAUAAAUUUGAAAAAAAUACAAUCUUAUCUAUCCACCCACCAUUAUUCAUAAAAUUAAGAAUCAAUUCCAUAUUUUUGCCUGUUUUUAUGUUUAGGUGUAGUAAAAUAUUCAUAAAAUUUAUAAAACUCUUUAUUUUUUAAAACAAAAACCCACCCGCCCCAAGCAGCCACCCCUUCCCCGACCCCAAUCCCUAGCCCCACCCCACUGCCCAGAUUCAUUCCCAAAAACCAAAGCCCCGACACCACCGCCUCCGCGUCCAUCACUGACGAAGAAUUGUAGGCUUUGCGAGAAGCGAAUCGGCGACUGAGAAACUCGCUGGAGCAUAAUCUCAAGCUCCUCGAAAACCUAUAUGGAUCUGCUUCUUUGCUGAACGAUUGCCUUCCCGAUGUGGACGACUUUUGAUACAGCACGACGAAAAGGUUUGGAUGGGCUUGAUCCGAAUAUAAAAGCCCAUGUAACGACCUGGCCGGCAUUUUAUACAACUUAUGAUGUUUAUACAUGUAACCUUAUACGGAUACUUGUGGCCAUAAUCAGGAGUCAAGCUAGGCCCCUCGCAGAUCAAAGUUGAAGAGGGGAAUUAACGGAUAAAAAGGGGAGAGCGAGAGAGCAGAAAGCCAGAACAGAAGCGGAAGAAGCCGAACUGUUGUAUAAAAGAGUGAGAGAAUGGUAAGCGCAAGCGCAAUGCGUGCUGUGCAACCCACAAUCCUCUCUACUUUUGUGGGUAACCGCUUGCUUCAGUCAGCGCAGCCUCUUCACCAACUCUUCAGCUACAACCCAGUCCCAGUUGCCACUGACCUUGACUACGCUAAAAUCCCAAAGGAGAUGAGAGUAUGGCGCGCUCAUCGAGCAAUCUCAAUCUUGUCCACAACCAAUAGCAAAGCCCCUUCUCCUUCUGAACUCGGUGUUUACCUACAACUAUGCAGCAAUUCGAAGUCUCUAAAUCAAGGAAAGCAUGUUCAUCAAAAGAUAAUCCAAUGUGGGUUGGAUCAAAACCCAUUCAUAGUCACCAAAUUAGUCCAAAUGUAUGCUGAUUGUGAUGAUUUGGUGUCUUCCUGGAAGUUGUUUGACAACUUGUUAAAACCAAAUGUCUUUGCUUGGACCGCGAUCCUGGGAUUCUAUUCGAGGCACGGAAUGCAUGAAGAAUGUGUGAGAGCAUAUGUUGAAAUGAUUUUGAAUGAUGUUUUGCCUGAUGGGUAUGUGUUUCCUAAGGUCUUAAGGGCAUGUGCACAGUUGUUGCGCUUGAAAGUGGGAAUUGUGGUUCACAAAGAUGUGAUAAUAUGUGGGUUGAACCUUAAUCUUCAAGUUUGCAAUUCAUUGAUAGAUAUGUAUUCAAAAUGUGAGGAUAUUGGGAGUGCUAAAAGGGUUUUUGAUGAGAUGGUGGGAAGAGAUUUGUGGUCAUGGAAUUCAAUGAUCUCAGGAUACGUGUGUAAUGGGUUGCUUGGAUUGGCAGUAGAACUAUUUGAUUGUAUGAAUUUGGGUGGUUGUGAGCCUGAUAUUGUCACUUUGAAUACAGUAAUGGAUGCUUAUUGCCGAAUGGGGCACUGUAACGAGGCUACGAGAAUCUUUGAACAGAUUAAGGAGCCUAAUAUCAUUUCAUGGACCACCUUGAUAUCAGGAUAUUCAAGGAUUGGGAGUCAUGAAGCAUCCUUGAGGAUUUUCAGGGAUAUGAUAGGAAGCAGCAUGGUUGACCCUGAUUUGGAUUCUCUUUCUACUGUCCUUGUCUCCUGUCGGCAUCUGGGGUCUUUGCUAAAUGGAAAAGAAAUCCACGGUUAUGGGAUAAAAAGGGAAUCUGGCAUUGCAUUUUACCACUCAGCUGGCCCUGCAUUGUUGACAAUGUAUGCCAACUGCCGUAGAAUUCAUGAUGCUACAAAUGUAUUUAAAUUAAUGAACCCAGCCCAUGUUGUUUCUUGGAAUGCCAUGAUUCUUGGCUUUAUUGAUUUAGGACUGGAAGAUUUGGCACUUGACAGUUUCAGAAGAAUGCAAAGAGCACGCAUCAACGUUGACCAAACGACAAUAUCCACUAUCUUGCCAGCGUGCAAUUUGAAAUUUGGAAAACAAAUUCAUGCCUUCAUUAGGAAAAUUAGUUUUGAUUUGGUUGUUCCGGUGUGGAAUGCACUGAUCCACAUGUACUCUAAAUGUGGAUGCAUUGGGUCUGCAUACUCUGUAUUUUCCAACAUGAUCAAUAGGGAUUUAGUGUCAUGGAACUCAAUGAUUGGAGGCUUUGGAAUGCAUGGGCAUGGAAGAGCUGCUCUUCACCUUCUCAAAGAGAUGAAUCAUUCAGGGACUUGCCCCAAUUCUGUAACUUUUACUUCUGUUUUAUCAGCUUGUAGUCACGCAGGUCUUGUGGAUGAGGGCCUUCAAGUCUUUCACAGUAUGAUGAAGGAGUACGGCGUCAUCCCCAGCAUGGAACAUUAUGCUUGCAUUGUUGACAUGCUGGCACGUGAUGGUCAACUUGAGGAUGCAGUUAGUUUUAUUAAUAGGAUGCCUUUGGAGCCUGAUAAGUGUAUUUGGGGAGCUCUGUUGGCUGCAUGCCAAGCCCAUCAAAAUGUUAAUGUUGCAAAGCUUGCUGCUGAACAAUUAGUCCAGUUGCAACCGGGAAAUGCUGGGCAGUAUGUCACCCUGUCAAAUAUAUAUGCAAGAGCUGGAAGAUGGGAUGAAGCUGUACGAGUGAGAAAGAAAAUGGAAGCCCAAGGAUCGGUGAAGCCAUCUGGAAAUAGUUGGUUUGAAUGUGGAAAUGGGACAAAUGAAAUAUCUAAUGAAUAGAAGUAUGGAUACUUUGUGUUCAAAAGCUUUGGAUGAGCUUGGUCCUAAUACCUAAUCCCAUGUGACCGGCCUUCAAUUUGUACAACUAAUUAAUUAGGCAGGAUUUUGCGAAUUCAUUCAGGGCACUUGAGGACAUAAUGAUAAGCCAAGCAAGGCCCAUCCCAGGAACCCAAAAUGCACAAAUAAAAGAAGAGAGAGAGAGAGAGAGAGAGAGAGAGGGGUCAGAAGCCAAACCAUGUAAGAGCGAGAGAAUGGUAAGUGCAAGCGCAUUGUGUGUUGUGCAACCCAAAAUCCUCUCCUCUCUUAUGGGAAACUGCCUCCAUCAGUCAAGCAGCCUGCUCACCAACUCUUCCGUUACAACCCUGGUCCUGGUCCUUCACUUUUGUACUUCUUUAAUUUUUGGUUAUUGAUAAUAAUAUUUCUGAUGCAGCUUCUGUUUCACAUGUUAUGCACAGUUUUUUCUUUUCAUCUGAUUUUGGAUCUUUUCCCUAAGGUUGAAUCAGUUUAGAAGUCAAAUAAUGAAUGCAUGUCGUUGUGAGUUAUUUAUAUUUGCAUGAAAAGGUGUUAUAAUUUUUGGUGAACCGAGCUUAUUGGUAUUUGAGAUUGCUGUACUGUGACAUACCACAUACAAUUACAACCAUGCUUUAUUAUUUCUGAUUGUGUGACUUGAAUGAAACAUAAAAGUUCUUUGAUACCAAAUGAAUGAAACCUUAAUGCCUAACUGAGCCAUUUUCUUGGAAAUGUAAAAGUUGUCCUGUAUAAUACCAAUAGUUUCUAAGAAUCUACAAACCAAAGCCUAGAGUAACAAUUUUAUGAAAUCAACAUUUAAUGGACUUGUUUUUCCUAAUUUUUAAACAUGCGAAUAUAGUGAUGGUCAUUGUUAUUUUCUUGGUUUCAAAU